AUGGACCAGAGCGCGGUGAGCUCGCUGCUGGGGCAGCUUACCGGCCUCCUCGUUGACGAGGCGAAGCUACUCGGCGGCGUCCGGGGCGACGUGCAAUUCAUCAAGGACGAGAUGGAGAGCAUGCAAGGCUUCCUCCUGGAUGCCGCCGAUGCCGCCAACAACAACAGCAGCAGCCAGCAGGUCCUGGCAUGGCAGCGGCAGGUCCGGGAGGUCGCCUACGACUCCCAGAAAUGCAUCGACCACUACGUGCAGACGGUGGGCGCCAGCCGCCCGUCGGCCGGCCUCCUCGGCUCCGUCCAGUGGCUGCCGCAGCUGGUGAUGACGUUGCCAAGCCGCCAGCGCACCGCCAACAAGAUCAAGAAGCUCAAGGCCCGCGCGCGCGAGGUGGGGGAGCGGCGGCAGAGGUACGGCGUCAAAGCUCCGACUCGGAGCGGCGGCGUCAAGGUCAUCACCGCGCCGAUGCUCUCGCCGCAGCAGGAGGCGGCGGAGCACGCGCGGAGGCGCCGUGCCAUAGCUGACGCCACCGACUGGGUGAACACCGACGCGCAGCACGUGAUGGACUGGAUAGCGGCCGGCGGCAAAGGACACAACGACGAUGAUGGUGGCCGGGAGGAGUACAUACAUUGGAUCAAAGGCUUCCUGCACAUGCCCCACUUCACCACCGAGAGCUUCUUGACGGAGCUCAUGAGCAACAAGGCCGAUGCUACCGCCUUCUUGCUGGAGUACACCAAAGAGUUGUUCGGAGGGCCGCUCCACUAUUUGGAAGGGCAUUUGUUGUGGCCACAUAAAGAUGAUGGGCAUGAUAAGAAGGCCACGACGGCAGCGGCAUCAUCCCCUUCUCAAGACCACCACGAUGCUGACAAAAAGAAGCCAGUAGCAGCUGCUGAUCCGUCAGAGAGGGCCAAAGAAGCAGCUGUUGAUCCGUCUGGGAAGGCGAAGGAGCACAAGCGUUGGAUCACCCAAGGGGAGAAGAAAGCGGCGGACACGUCAACCUCUUCAGAAGUCCAUGAUUCUGCUGAGAAGAGGAUGCCUUUAGCAGAUGUUAAUCCGUCGGAGAUGGCGGAAGCAUCAUCAGCUGAUGAUGGACAUAACAAGGCAACGGAAGGCCAUACCAAAGAGUUGUUCGGAGGGCCGCUCCACUAUUUGAAAGGGCAUUUGUUGUGGCCACAUAAAGAUGAUGGGCAUGAUAAGAAGGCCACGACGGCAGCGGCAUCAUCCCCUUCUCAAGACCACCACGAUGCUGACAAAAAGAAGCCAGUAGCAGCUGCUGAUCCGUCAGAGAGGGCCAAAGAGGAGAAGAAGCACCAGAUCAUCAGUUGGGUACAUGGAGCACUUACGAGCGACGGCAUCAACAUAUUUCACACGAAAGAUACCCACGGCCCAAGGCUCCUCGCCAUUGUUACAUCACCGGUUCGUCGCGAGGCCCACGACCUCGAAGACGAAGAACCACAUGGGCUCAGGCCUGCAACAGAGAUCGCACGUAGGGUGUUCAAUAAUUAUUAUUCCCGCCAAGGCGGCCGCUUCGACUUUGCCGUGUGGGUCAACGCCGAGGAACACUCACAUAGCACCGCCAGGCUUCGGAGCAUACUCCAGCAGGUGGAGAAGCAGGCGCAGGUGCAGCCUCAGGAGCAGCGGCAGCAUCCAUCAUCUUCUUCUCGCGAUAAAAAAGACGGUGGUGACGAGACGACAAGAUUGCAACAGGAGAUCCUAAAGCACCUGACAGGGAAGAAGUUCUUGAUUUUUCUUGCUGACCACCAGGACGAAACACCAUGGACACAGAUACUACCUGCUCUGCCGACUGAUAGCACCAAUGAAAGUGCAGUCAUAUUGAGUCCUCUGGUGCAGCAAGCAUACCAGUACGUUGGGUGGUACGUGCUCAGCCUUUUCUUCUUGCUAAAGCACUCCCGCUAUAGAGUCUACUUCUACUCUCAUCUUGUUGCAACACGGAACAAGGCCAAAGAGUUGCUGCGGGUUGGCGCCGAUCAACACAAAGGAGAAGAUUUGCAUGACCUCGUCAAUCAUAUAUUGGAACGUUGUCGCUGGGAUUCAUUUUCCAGCAAGAUGUUUCUUCAUGCUCUUUAUGCUAAUCAUCAAAGGAGCAAGCCAGAGCUGGAGAACUUGUUGCUUUCUCUGAAUGAAUUCAGCACGGUGAGCAAUGCCAGAAACAUGAUCAAAUUUUGCUACGAUGACCUGCACAGUUACAAGGUUUGCUUCCAGUACCUGUCCAUUUUCCCCUUGGGAUUCAAGAUCAGGAGGACAAGCUUGGUCAGGCGAUGGGCUGCAGAAGGCCUUAUCGUGGGAAGAGACGGGCUAGCUGCAACGGAUGAAGCUGAGCGCUGCUUCGAUGCCAUGAUUGAUCGAGGCCUUCUCCUUCCUGCCGACAACACCGACAACCCUUCAGGCAAAGUGAAGAUGUGCACGGUCGAUCCACAUGUUUUCUCCUUCAUUGCCAGGUUGCACAAAGACGAUGGCCGUGCUCCAGCUGCUGAUAGCAUCGACCUGCCGCCCGCCCUGGCUCAUCGCAUCUCCAUUGCCAGAAGAAUUCAACUCUCCAACAAGACACGACAACGAGUCAGCGAGGGUUUGAAGAAGCAGAUGGACGGCGGUGGCGAGCCACAAGACUCUGUCGCACAAGGCAUGGUCUGUGGAAUUCAACUUUCCAACAAGACACGACGACGACAAGCCAGUGAGGGGUUGAAGAAGAAGAUGGACAGCAAUGGGGAGCCACUAGUCCCAGAGCCAAGAUCGCAAGACUCUGCAGUGGAAGACGUGGUAAAGCUUCUUGACUUGUUUCCUACAACUGAAUCAGGAUGGAUCAAAGUGCUAGACCUUGAAGGCUGCCGUGGACUGAAGAAGAAGCACCUCAAGAACAUCUGCAACAGGGUAUUCCAGCUCAAGUAUCUGAGCUUAAGGAACACAGACAUUGCUGAGCUGCCCAAGGAAAUUAACAAGCUCCAAGACCUGGAGACAUUUGACAUGAGGGGAACCAACAUAGAAUCCUUCCCUGCAAAAUCCAUUGUUCUCCCAAAGCUGGCGCGACUGCUUUCUGGUGUUGCUCACACCGACGCUCCAACUCCAAGUAAGGAUGAUAAUCUUACAAGUAGAGGAUCUUCUCAUGAAUCAUUUACUGCAAUCCAUAUUCCCCGUGGAAUCAAGAACAUGACAAGCAUGCAGAUACUAUCCCAUGUCCAAGUUUCUGACCAUCACGACGAGGCUGCAGCACUGGAAGAUUUAGCCCGGCUGCAGCUGCUAUGGAAGCUUGGUGUUGUUAUCCAUGCCAAGCAAGCUUACCUUGUGCUCAAAGUGGUUGGGAUGCUAAAUGAAUGCCUGAGGUCUUUGUCAAUCCGUCUCCAAGAUGGUGGAGAGGAUCCUGAUCUGAACAACACACCACCAAUAUUCUCACCUCCAAGAUCUCUUGCAAGCCUUAGCAUCAGUGGCAGGAUAGGUGGCCUGCCUACUUGGAUCCAAAAUCUGGAACAACUCUCUGACAUAACUCUGUGCGACACCUCCUUGAAAGACUCUGAUAUAAAGAUCUUGUGUGCUAGUAUCAACCUGCGCUUCAUCAGGCUCUUGCGUGAGUCGUACAACCAGAACAAGCUCAGUUUUGAAAAGGGAUUCAGAAACCUUGAGAUUCUCAUCAUUGAGGGAUCAGGCACCAUCUCUGAUGUCCAUUUUGAUCCGAGAGUGGCACCUAAGCUUGAGAAGAUUGUCUGGAGCUCCACCUGCAAGAUGGAAAAUCUUGGGAUCGACAACCUUCAAGGACUGAAAGAGAUUGUGCUCAAAGGCGACUGUGACCUGAAUCGCAUCAGGCUAUCCGUCAAAGCGAAUCCAUGCCAUCCUAACCUUACACACACUCCAACUCUCAACUCUCCAACAAUCCAACCCGGUGAAAAACUCACCUUCAAGAAGGAUGAAUUCAAAAAUCUCAAGUCUUUUCUUGUUGAGGACCCCAGCAUGAUCAGCAUCGAAUUUCAGAAGGGAGCAGCUGCAGAGCUCGAGAAGAUUGUAUUCUCCUCCACCAACAUAAAGUCUCUUCAUAGGCUUGGAGGCCUUCCAAAAUUGAAAGAGCCUGAGUUGAAGAGCAACAGGUUCCUUGUUUCAUUCUCUGAAGAGGGAGAAACUCAUAAGAAAUGUUCUCUAGCAAGCUCACCUUCAAGAAGAAUGAAUUCCAACAGCUCAAGUACCUCCUUGUUGAGGGACUGUUGA
This is a messenger RNA of Oryza sativa Japonica Group (Japanese rice), 4206 nucleotides long. NCBI's taxonomy places the organism in Eukaryota, Viridiplantae, Streptophyta, Magnoliopsida, Poales, Poaceae. The record is from RefSeq and is a predicted model, not a curated record.